UGUACUGAUUUAUUAUACGAAUGAGAAAAUUACGAACGCGCGCGCAUAAAUUUGCAGAGUAGUGCCAAUCAAUUAACGAUAAAUUGGCCUGUUUUCAACCAAUCACGAUGAAGUUACUUUCUCAUUCAUAUAAUAAAUUGCCCUCAUCGGUAACAUAAAUUUUAGAAGUGGACGUGUGGAGAACGGUCAAACUGAGUCUGAUUAUGUGGACUUGAAACAUAUGAUGGCUUGUAUAUUAGUCGAUGUAAAGAGUCAUAAACCUCUGGAAAAGCUUCAGUUUCCCGAAAAGAUGGCUUUAAUGUGUCGGCGAUUAUUCCGAGAUCGACGCACUAUAAGUACUGUACUUGUCAUUGUACUUUGCGCUAUUGUAAUGCUCGUUAACUUGCUCAGUGUGCAUCAGCGAGAUAUCGACAAAGUUUCUCCCUUCAAGGCUGCGGAUGUUUCUUACCCACGAGCUAAGUUUACUGUAAACAUAGCUACCAGCUCAGUAAUUGCUACUGUGGACGAAAAGUUUAUAUCUGUUGGUAUACCUUGGAGGACUCUAGUUGAAUGGAACUUCACUGCUGCGGAAGAAAAACAAAUAACUGCCUUGACAAAGGCUCUCUCGCCCGCUUAUGCUCGGAUUGGAGGUACUGCUGGUGACUUUGUUCUUUUUGAUGACCUGGAGAAAACACCUGAACAUUUCGUAAAACAAGCCACUUUUAAUAUUAAUGGUAAAGAUCUGGACAGGAUUAAUCAGAUAGCAGAAAAAGCUGGCUGGCAAGUGCUAUUCACAUUAAGCUUGUUAAGAAGAUCAAAAAAUGGCUCGUGGGAUUCAAGCAACCCUUUGAAAAUAGUGAAAUAUGCAGCUGACAAUGGAUAUAAAUUUGGAUGGGAACUUGGCAAUGAGCCAAAUCGUUACAUGAAGAAGCAUUUCAAUAUAUACGUUUCAUCUGAACAACUUGCUGAAGACUUUAAAACACUAAGAAGUCAUUUAUCAAGCUUACCUAGCGUUAAAAAUUUCCUAGUUGGACCUGAUGUAACACAGCCAGGAGGACAUUCCACGCAUUACUUGAAAGGAUUUCUUGAGAAAGGUCAAUCCUCUAUCGAUGCAGUCACUUGGCAUCAUUAUGAUAUGAAAGCCGUGGAAAGCUCCCUACCCCAAUUCUUCGUACCACAGGCAUUAGACUUAUUGCAUCGAAGCCUAGACAAGGCUGAUGAAGUUCUCGACCAAGUUGCUCCUAAUCUUCCCAGGUGGUUGGGUGAAACUGCAAAUGUCGCCGGAGGAGGCGCUAAAGGACUGUCAGACCGAUUUGUAUCUGGCUUUUUGUGGUUAAACAAACUCGGUUUGGCAGCUCAACAUGGUUAUAAGGUCGUUAUAAGGCAGUCAAUGUUUAGAGGAGAGUAUUCAUUGCUUGGCCAAGACUUGGAACCAAAUCCUGAUUAUUGGUUAGCAGUCCUGCAUAAAAGACUGUUUGGCACUAAAGUCCUUGGAAUAGACCGUGGCAACCAUCGUCCCGAACUGGUGAGAAUCUUUGCCCAUUGCACCAAGACUGGGAUUUACAAGCGGGGUGCUGUCUCAGUUCUGGCCAUGAAUUUGCACCCAAAAAACCCAGUUGAUCUGCAGUUGGGACAAAAUCUUCGGGAAUCUGGUGUCGAUGAAUACCUUUUUAGUCCAGAGGGAUGCAUAACUUCAAGCAUUUGUUUGUUUUUUUCGCUCUGUAGGAAGAUGAGACUUAAUGAAAACUUGCUUGUGAUGGGUGCCAACUCGUCAUUUCCAGUCUUCCAACCGAAUCCAGUUCCGCCAGGCGAUCCCCUGAUCCUUCCACCCCUGACGUAUGCUUUCUAUGUUGUUCCUGAAGCUAAGGCAGCAGCCUGUUUGGAAUCGUCAAGUCUUUUUUUCUGAUACCUUCCUUUUCAAUAUUCCACAUGAAUAUUUUUGACGAAUGCUGCAUUCUUUAAGUGAUGAAUUACGACUCAAAUGAAAUCCUAUUUUUUGGUGUAGUCAGGUGUUUAAUUAACCGACUAUUUAACUCGAUCUGUUACCACAGGCAAGCUGAAUGCUAUAGAAAUUCCUGUCGCUAAGUAACCAAACAUAUAGCCACACCUGAACGGACUUUGUUGAAAAUAAUAGAACAAAACGUAGACAAUUCAUUUCCAGAGAUUUGGUAACGCAGUCAUAAAAUUGAAAUUCAAAGUGCCAGCUGUUAAGAAAAGGUGCUAUUCCAUUUUUUAAUAGCCCAUUUCUAUGUUCCCUUGAGCCUCUCUAUCAAGCGAAGCCUGGUCACAACCAUUCAUCUGAGGAUGAAUUCAAUUUGCGUGUGAAUGAAAUGUCAUUUUCAUAUGAAGGGAUGGGCACCAAGACUCGCCUUGAGAAAGAGGCUAAAGGUUGUUCGGAAAUGGGCUAAUUACUCAGCUAUCAUAAUGAAAUUUUACAUGAGAAUUGAAGCCAGGUCGUAAAUGUGAUAUUUACCAACAUCAGCAACGAGUCCCAAAAGUGUCUGUCUUAGUUAUUUUUCAAUAUUAACCAGCAUCCUCUCAGAUAUCUUUUAUCUAUGCAGGCCAAAAAGUAUAGUCAUGAGUUUCUAAAAAGAAAGAACGACGAUUAAAUGUUUAUUCAUUGAAAGGUAACAAUUUGUUGAUAUAUUAAUUGCAGUUUGCUGAGUUGUCAUCAAUAGCUGAUCGACCUGAAAGUCAUGGCUCAUUUUCCUUACACUAG
Messenger RNA from Orbicella faveolata, 2698 nucleotides. Its product is annotated as heparanase-like. The record is from RefSeq and is a predicted model, not a curated record. Gene Ontology annotation, cellular component: extracellular matrix. Lineage: Eukaryota; Metazoa; Cnidaria; Anthozoa; Scleractinia; Merulinidae.